Molecule: messenger RNA, 198 nt
Organism: Drechmeria coniospora
Lineage: Eukaryota; Fungi; Ascomycota; Sordariomycetes; Hypocreales; Ophiocordycipitaceae
Product: 60S ribosomal protein L29
Exons: 4
Coding region: 1-198 (65 amino acids)
Biological process (GO): cytoplasmic translation
Cellular component (GO): cytosolic large ribosomal subunit; ribosome
Molecular function (GO): structural constituent of ribosome
Source: RefSeq, a predicted model, not a curated record
AUGGCGAAAUCGAAGAACUCCUCGCAACAUAACCAGUGGCGCAAGGCGCACCGAAACGGAAUCAAGAAGCCCAAGACUUCGAGAUAUCCGUCUCUGAAGGGUACCGAUCCCAAGUUUCGCCGGAACCACCGGCAUGCUCUCCAUGGGACUGCCAAAGCACUGAAGGAAGCCAAGGAGGGCAAGCGAGCUGCGGUUUGA